This is a messenger RNA of Toxorhynchites rutilus septentrionalis, 1393 nucleotides long. Its product is annotated as serine protease grass-like. Bases 127 to 1248 code for a protein of 373 amino acids. The record is from RefSeq and is a predicted model, not a curated record. Lineage: Eukaryota; Metazoa; Arthropoda; Insecta; Diptera; Culicidae. Gene Ontology annotation, molecular function: serine-type endopeptidase activity. Gene Ontology annotation, biological process: proteolysis. The transcript is spliced from 4 exons.
CCGCUCCGUAUGUGAUCAGUCGAUCAUUUACGCUUCGGGUGAGUGGAUGUACUUUUGUGUAACAUGAGAUAAAAGGUUCUCAGGACAUCAGACGGGUCAUUGGAGUAUUGUUUUAGUGUUUCCGUGAUGGAGUCUGAAUCGCUUCGUAGAGUCCUGUUGUUUUGCCUGGUGGCACUCCAUUGUUCCUGGCUAGCACAAGUGAAAGCGCAGAGUGCGGUCUGUACGACACCGACCAACUUACAGGGUCUCUGUGUACCCAUUCAGCGAUGUCGGAACAUUUUUAAAAUCACUCAGCUUCCCUCGCCUCCGCCGGUAGCAGUUGCCAACUACAUCCGGAAGGCUGAAUGCACUCUGCCGGGCGUGGAACGCAGCAUCUGUUGUCAACCGGCCGAAGUGGAACCGGAAAUGACAACGAAUUUAUUGCCAAAAGACUGCGGUCAGUCAGUAGCCGAACGGAUUGCCAACGGUAACCUUACUCGGGUGUUCGAUUAUCCUUGGAUGGCUCUGUUGCGAUACGCGCAGAACGGAGAAAUACUGGAUGGCUGUGGCGGAUCAUUGAUUAAUAAGCGUUACGUGCUUACUGCAGCGCACUGUCUCAAAACACGAAGUACUUUGCAACUGGAUCAUAUCCGCCUGGGAGAACAUACUAGAAGUGAAGAAAUUGACUGUAUUAUCUUUAGAGAUAAGAAGGGUGCCGAACUUGAGCGAGAUUGUGCGGAUCCUGUCGAGGACUAUGGCGUUGAAUCGAUUAUUAUCCAUCCGGAUUACAACCGACCGAAGUACAGCAAUGAUAUUGGGCUGGUGAGGCUGAACAGGGAUGUCACAAUGAAAGAUCACAUUCGACCAAUUUGUCUUCCAGUGACACCUAAGUUGCGUUCAUUGCAAUUUGACAAAUACAUUGUAACUGGUUGGGGGACGACAGAGAAUCAAACCGGAUCAGACAUUCUUCUGUCGGCCAUUCUGCCCCGAGUAGAUAUCGAUAGUUGUCAGCAGAGGAUGGCACAGAACCGACUGAAUGUGCAGUUGAGUAGCAAACAGCUAUGCGCUGGCGGUGAAGGACAGGUGGAUACGUGUCGGGGUGAUUCUGGUGGGCCGCUGGGCUUCAGCACUGAGUACAAUGGCGCGCGUUUCGUACAAUUUGGUAUAGUGUCCGCUGGCGUGGAUUCUUGUGGGCUAAAAAGUGUUCCAGGAAUUUACUGUCGAGUGGAUAGUUAUAUGGACUGGAUUUUAGAAAACAUAAAGCCCUAGUAUAUCAUAAAUGAGAGUGUGUGACCGUAUUGUACCUCAAAAAAUUGAUGAAGCAAUAUAGACGACAUUGUAAGAGAUUCUCAGUCAAACUAACUUUCCUUUGUGGAAUUACUGUGCAAUAAAAUAUAGUUUUAUUUUUAUAAAA